GAACCGGAAGUUGGUCCAAGUGAAUAUAAUGAUGUACUGUUUGACUGACCCUUUUGAGUGACUGAUUGAAUACAAAGCUCUGAACGACUGGAGAAUAUAAGAUUUAACGUCCCUGAUUCUUCUAAAAGAUUCUUAGUUGGGUUGGAAUCUUAGAAAUUGACUGUACUAAGUAUUGCGCAAGUCACUUAAGUCAAGCUGUUUAACUCAUUAUACGGCUAUAAGAAUGGAGUCAAACAUGAGGAUUGAGAAUAUUUUCAACUCAAGUUCUUCGGCGCCACCAACGCUAUCAACGAACCAGUCAAGAUGCGAAUUACCACUCGAGAUGGCGUUCACCAUGUUCGUCCUCAACAUCGUGGUAGGAUUUUUUGGCACGUGGGGGAACAUUUUAGUAUGUGUCUCAGUGAUGAUAACCCCCAGUCUACAACGAAUCUCCAACUACUUUAUUUGUAGUCUUGCAGUGGCUGAUUUGUCCAUCAAUCUUAUUGAUCAGCCAUUGUUAGUCGUGAUGCUGUGGGGAAGAUCGAAAAGUCUCUGUUUCCCGCAAGUGGAGCUUGCUUUUCGUAUCGUAGGUAACGUGUCGUGUGCGGUAUCUCUGGUCACGCUUUGCUUUAUCAGUAUUGAUCGGUGUGUUUCGAUCACCAAACCUUUCAAUUACCAGUCAAUCAUCACUCCAACCAAGUUCUACAUUAUGUUAGUGGCUUCCUGGGUUCUUCCUGGAGUCUAUACGUACAUCAGAAUCGAUGUGAGCAAGAAAAUUACGUCCUACGUAACAGUUGGCUUAUUUGGUAGCAGUUACAUUCUCCUGGCAGUUUGUUAUUUGCUCAUUUUCAUCCAGAUUAAGAAACAAGGACGAGAAAGAUGCAACCUUGCUGCAUACAGGGAAGGUCCGUCGCAGGCUUCGCAAGCUUUAGAGAGAAGGCUCGCCGUCACCAUAGCGAUGAUCAUCGCGGUAUUCACUGUAGCAUGGAUACCUAUAUUCUAUUUACGCGUCACGGCUCCCAAGAAAAAUUACGGAGUUCUCUACGACUGGGCAAGGACUAUCGCCUUGAGUUCAUCGGCUGUGAAUCCAGCGCUCUACUGCUUAAGGAAUGAUGAAUACAGAAAGGCUUUCGCAAAAAUCCUCAGAUUUAUUUUCUGUUGCAGUAAAAGGAAAAGCGCACAGAUUGAAAACCACAACCGUGCGCCUACUCGACGCACAGAAUCGACGAGGUUUACUCCUAAUGAAAACGCAAAGUAGCGGAAAUUCGACAGCGCGCGUUUGAUACUUAAAAUGUUUGAUCAAGAGAGUGCCCUUUUAUUAUUAGAUGAGGUUAGUAAUGGUUUUAUUCGCCAAAUGAAAAUAUUGACCGAAACUCUUAGAACUUUGGGUGGUGAUACCUAGAAUGUUUGAUCAAGAGAGUGCCCUUCCAUUUUAAAAGAGGUUAGGUCAGUGAACGUUAUUUGAUCGCCGAACGAAAAUAUUGACUGAAACUCUUAGAACUUUGGGUGUUGAUACUUAGAAUGUUUGAUCAAGAGAGUGCCCUUCCAUUUUAACACAGCUGAGGUUAGCUAACGUUAUUUGAUCGCAGGACGAAAAUAUUGACUGAAAACAUUUAGAACUUUGAGCUCCUUCAAGUGUUUGCCAAGAUUUUUGCCAGAUGACCUUAGACUUAUUCACAAGCUUGAAAGAGGUAAAUGGAGGUCCAAAACCGUUAGGAUUGCUUGGGUAAUUCUAGACACUUGAAUUGCGGUUCGUUUCCAGGAAUCCGAACGGGAUGUUCAAGCCAAUCAAAAGGGCAAAUUAGUGCAUGGUAAAUAUUAUAGAGUGCAUAGCAUAUAUCCUUGAAAUCUUUGUAAAAAAACUACACAAAGAAAUUAGUAAGUCCAGUAGACCUCAGCAGACUGUUGACCUACAAAACUUUGCACUAAUUUGUACAACUUUGUUAUUUUCAAGGAUAUAUGGUAUUCACUCUGUGCGCACUGUAAAUAGCAGAGUAGUUAUAAUCUUUAAGUCUAAAAAUUAAAGUUCUUGAUGCACUGUCGAAACUGUGAGCUAAGAUUCAGUGCGCCACAGCAAUGCAAGUUAAACAGUYAGAGGUGGUAAGAUGAUAUGCAAUUUCUUGCCAACAUCUUUUUUUUUUGCAAAACAAGGUCCACUACUAGAGAAUAGCUCUACCUUAACUUUAACUUAAUUUUCUCAAAAGAUUCGCU
Messenger RNA from Actinia tenebrosa (Australian red waratah sea anemone), 2190 nucleotides. RefSeq names its product beta-1 adrenergic receptor. NCBI's taxonomy places the organism in Eukaryota, Metazoa, Cnidaria, Anthozoa, Actiniaria, Actiniidae. Gene Ontology annotation, biological process: G protein-coupled receptor signaling pathway. Gene Ontology annotation, cellular component: plasma membrane. The record is from RefSeq and is a predicted model, not a curated record. Gene Ontology annotation, molecular function: G protein-coupled receptor activity.